CUUCUCCGCUGAGGAAGAAAAGAGUGAAGCGAUAUACGGGCUUCAAGACAGAAACAUGAAUGCGCCGUUCUACUACACGCUCAAGGUCGGGAACGCUCCUCUUCAGAUGGAACUAGACACCGGUGCUGCCGUGUCUAUCAUUUCGAAACGCCAGUUCCAAUCGUUGUUUCCUCGCACAGAGCUGUCUCCGGCGUCACUAAUACUGCGCACGUACACCGGCGAGCGUGUCAAGCCAAAAGGAGUGGCGACGGUGGACGUAGAGUACCGAGACUUCAAAGGAAAACUUCCGCUUCACGUACUGGGAGAAGAUGGGCCACCUUUGAUUGGCAGAGACUGGGUCUACAAGCUCAAGUUUGACUUGGGAUCGCUAAACGCGGUCAGCGUUGAUGUAAAAGCGUCUCUCCAAGACAUCCUAAUACGCUACCAGGAUGUGUUCAAGGACGAGCUCGGAUGCAUGCGAGGGGAAGAGGCUCGGCUAAGCUUAAGGGAAGGUGCGAGUCCAAAGUUUCUGAAAGCUAGAAGUAUGCCGUUCGCCCUGAAGCCAGCUGUAGAAGAAGAGCUAAAGAGACUGGAGGUGACAGGUGUCAUUGAAGCGGUGGCCCAUAGUGACUACGCUACACCAGUUGUCCCGGUUUUGAAGAAGGAUGGGUCUGUACGCCUUUGCGGGGACUACAAAACAACGGUAAACCCUUGCCUGGACGUGGAGCAGUACCCGUUGCCAAGGUUGGAAGAUAUUCUAGCAACGGUAGCUGGGGCGACUGUUUUCUCGAAAAUAGACUUAAGUCGUGCAUACCAGCAAGUUCCGGUCCACCCUGAGUCACAACCCUAUCUGACAAUCAACACGCACAAGGGUCUCUUCCGCGUCAAGCGUUUGGCGUUUGGGAUCGCUUCAGCUCCAGCACUGUUUCAAAAGAUAAUGGACAGCUUGCUGGCGGGAAUUCAAGGAGUAACCUGCUAUCUCGACGAUAUCCUGGUAACAGGGAAGACCGCCGGGGAUCACCUGAAGAAUUUGGAGCAAGUCCUAAAGAAACUGAGUGACAAGGGCGUCCGAGUCAAGAGAGAAAAGUGUGAGUUCUUGAAGGCAAGUUUGAAGUUCCUGGGGCACCAAGUCGGCGAGCAAGGGGUAGCUGUGUUGGCAGAAAAUGUGCAAGCGAUCCUCGAUGCACCUCAACCGCAAGACUCAAAACAGUUACGGUCGUUUUUGGGAAUGGUGACAUUCUACGGAAAGUUCCUCCCAGACCUCUCGACCACAAUAGCACCGCUGAACGAGCUACUAAGAAAAGAUGUCGUCUGGACCUGGAGCAAGCGCUGUCAAGACGCUUUUAACAUGGUGAAGAGGCUUCUGGUUGACGCACCUGUCCUGGCACACUACGACCCCAAGGCAGACCUUCAGGUGUCAUGUGAUGCCUCGGCAUACGGUCUCGGAGCCGUCCUGUCCAGGGUGUACUCCAACGGCGACACACGGCCUAUCGCGUUUGCGUCGAGAACCUUGACAUCGAGUGAAAAGAACUACAGCCAACUAGAAAAGGAGGCACUGGCUAUUGUGUUUGGCGUGAAGAAAUUUCACAUCUACUUGUUUGGACGAUCCUUCGUGUUGGUCACUGAUCACGAACCGUUGCAAACCAUUCUUGGUCCAAAGACGGGAAUUCCGAGCAUUGCUGCCGCACGUCUGCAAAGAUGGGCUAUUACCCUUUCCGCCUAUCAGUACCGAUUGGUUUACCGACCGGGUCGACUCAACGUGGAGGCGGACUGCUUGUCACGACUUCCAGUUCCUGGAUUUCAGGAUGAAGACUACGAGGAUGACGUCGCGGCGUUUCUCAGUCUCCGCCUGCAGUCUUUUCCGGUAAGCAGCCAAGAGAUCGCACAAUUUACAGCAAAAGAUAAAGAGCUCUGUCAAGUGGCAAGAUUCCUUGCCGGUGCGUGGCCCGCAAAAGUAGAAGAUUGUCUGAAGCGUUACUCUGCAAGAAGAAGCGAGCUGACGUGGCACCAGAAUUGCCUUUUGUGGGGAAUGAGGGUUGUGAUCCCGAAGGGACUGCGCGAACGCGUACUGGACGAGCUGCAUGAAGGGCAUCCUGGAAUCGUAAGGAUGAAAGAACUGGCACGCAGCUAUGUAUGGUGGCCGGAGGUCGAUGCGGAUAUUGAAUAUCGCGUCAGGUCGUGUGAUACCUGCCAACAGCAGCAGAGUCUUCCAGGUCCAGCCCCGCUGCAUCCGUGGUCCUGGCCAACUCGUCCGUGGCAAAGGCUGCACUUGGAUUUUGCGGGACCUUUCCAGGGCCGUCAUUUUCUGGUGAUCGUCGACUCCCACUCCAAGUGGCCCGAGGUUUUUGUGAUGAACAGCACAUCGGCCGAAGCAACUAUUGAAAAGCUGAGGGAGCUGUUUAGUCAUUUCGGUCUGCCAGAUGUUGUUGUCAGUGACAAUGGCCCCCAAUUUUGUUCCCAAGAAUUUCAGAUUUUCUUGCGAGAGAACGGUGUGAGGCACGUCAGGACCGCCCCCUACCAUCCAUCAAGUAAUGGGCUGGCUGAGCGUUUCAUCCGCACCCUGAAGGAGGCCUUACGAAAAGAGAUGCCGGGCCGGCCUCUGUCCCGUCGACUAGCAAGUUUCUUGUUAGCUUACAGAAACACACCGCACGCCACAACCCUUCAGAGUCCUGCGGAGUUGCUGCUUGGGCGGCGGCUCACUACCCGUCUCGACAGACUGCGACCCUCUGCAGAGGAAACUGUUCACCGCAAGCAGGACGUGCUACAGGUGAAGCACAGUGGCAAACACCGACACUUCGUGCCGGGUGAUAAGGUGUACGUCAAGAACUUCCGGCCGGGUGAGAGGUGGUUGCACGGAGUCGUCAUGGCUAGAUCCGGACCGGUCUCCUACAGGCUUCGCGUGACCACACCGCGGGGGACCUUCGUGUGGCGGCGACACCAAGACCACCUGCGGUUGCGGGAGAGCUCUACCCCAGAGGAGGAGGAAGGUGGUUUGCUGAUACCGAGUGUCCUGCCAUCAUCGCCAACCCCAGGGCAAGGGGGACUCGUGAACGAGCUGCCUCCAGUUGGGUCACCGGGGGUAGAGGGACAUGGGAUCAACUCCAGUCUCCGGUCGUUCCCCAGCCCAGCCGCAAGAAAUUCAGCGCCGGUAUCCCGAACGGCAACGGCGUGCGCCUAAUAGGUUUUCGCCUUGAGAAGGAAGAGAAAAAGACGAGGACUUUGUGUUUUUUCAGAACUGUAAUUAUUUUGUAUUUAGUAUGUCUGUACUUUGUACUUUCCAGAACUUCAAUUAUUCUCGUGUUUUGUUAAAUUGUCAUAUCGUGUUACUUUGUGAGUAUUGCACUGGAACGCCGUCGAAUGGUAUUACUGUGCUGAACUAAGUGUGGGGGAGUGUUGUAUGGGUGACACAAUAAGCAGGCAACAGCUAGCGCGCGCUCGUGCGUCUCGCGCCACUGUUCCGGGGCGCCAUAUCUAUCUGAGCCAGCGCACCGUUUGCACCACCCGCUGCUAUCCUGCCGCUCUCUCACGCCCGUGACUAUGUGUCGUACUCCGGUAGUCCUGGAAUAAAGAUGCGCCAGCGAAGAACCCCAUCGGCCUGUUACUCCAGAUACCACAGUUAGGGCCUCGUAUCACCAUUGCGAUGAACAUAUCGUGCAUUCAUUAUAUUGCAGGCUCAGUAAAAAGUCAGUAUAAAUGACUAUGUGGCGCGGGCUGCGAGGAAGACUUCAUUUGUAGGCAAAUGACCAAAAUGAGCGAACGAACAGAAAGGGACAAGGACAGACAUAAGAAACCGUACGCGGUAACGCCAUAUUAUCAUGAGAUAUU
This is a messenger RNA of Ixodes scapularis (black-legged tick), 3804 nucleotides long. RefSeq lists its product as uncharacterized. Gene Ontology annotation, molecular function: nucleic acid binding; aspartic-type endopeptidase activity. The record is from RefSeq and is a predicted model, not a curated record. The coding region runs from base 56 to 3157 and encodes 1033 amino acids. NCBI's taxonomy places the organism in Eukaryota, Metazoa, Arthropoda, Arachnida, Ixodida, Ixodidae. The transcript has a single exon. Gene Ontology annotation, biological process: DNA integration; proteolysis.